Messenger RNA from Umbelopsis ramanniana AG, 2424 nucleotides. RefSeq lists its product as uncharacterized. The transcript is spliced from 6 exons. The record is from RefSeq and is a predicted model, not a curated record. Gene Ontology annotation, cellular component: cell periphery; cell septum. Lineage: Eukaryota; Fungi; Mucoromycota; Umbelopsidomycetes; Umbelopsidales; Umbelopsidaceae. The annotation marks the transcript as partial. Gene Ontology annotation, molecular function: chitin synthase activity.
GUGCUCAACAUUUCCGCAUACCUCAAUCAAAAUACCCAUUUCUUUGGAAAUCAAACAGAUACACUUUUGCGAAAUUUGAGGGGCCAAGAUGCGUCCUAUUUGAUGUCAGCAGUGGGCGAGGCGAAUACGGCAAGGGCAUGUUUAACAGCUAGAUAUGCCGCCGGCGUCAUUUCAAGCGACACCAUGGGAUGCAUAGCCGACGAUAUCAUUGUCGACGUUAUGCUUGCUGUCAUUAUUUGCUUGAUUGUCGUUCGCUUCACCAUGGCUGUAGUGUUUCAGUGGUUUAUUGCCGGAAGAUUGACUAAACCUGGUGGUCGGUCUGGAGGCGUUCUCGCAUGGCGAUCUGUUGCAGGUGGUAACGCCGAUCCUAAUCAACACCGUCCUCCACCAGAAAAUCGAUACGCUUUGUCGUCCAACUACCCGGCGCCGUCAAACAGUUCUUCAUCGCUCAAUGCAUUGUCCGUUAGGGGAGACUCAUCGACCAUUAGGGCAGACUCAUCUUCGUCUGCAUCGCUUACUAAACCUAUGGACUCCCCAAAGCCCAGGCCGACUCCGACUCCAAAAGGCUCUUCUUCUGAGAUAGUGGAUACUCGCUUGCAUACUAUCAUGCUUGUCACUUGUUAUUCAGAAGGCCAUAGCUCACUGAAGACCACAUUGGAUUCCUUGGCCUCAACUACGUACUCGCGCAAGCACAAGAUCUUUUUCAUCAUCGCAGAUGGAAUAAUCACUGGAUCUGGAAACAAAAAGUCUACACCACAAAUUUGUAUCGAUAUGCUAGAUUUGGAGCCAAGUAUGGAGGAGCCAAAGCCCUGUAGCUAUAUCGCCAUUGCAGACGGUGAAAAGCAGUUGAAUGCUGCUCAAGUAUAUGCUGGUCAUUACAAGAAGGUCCCUGUGAUUCUCAUCGUUAAGUGCGGAACAACAGCUGAACAAAAAACAAGUCGUAAAGCUGGUAACCGUGGCAAGCGUGACUCUCAACUCAUCUUGAUGUCUUUCUUGCAACGAGUGCUGUUUAACGACCGUCUAACUGAGCUCGACUAUGAGAUCUUUUGGAAAAUGACCUGGCUAACUCGUGGAGUAACUCCUGACAAAUUCGAACUCGUACUGAUGGUGGAUGCCGACACAAAGGUUAUGCCAAAGUCUCUCACUUACAUGGUAGCGGCUAUGGUGAACGAUAUUACUAUCAUGGGACUUUGUGGCGAGACUAGAAUUGCCAAUAAGCGCGAAUCUUGGGUCACUGCUAUUCAAGUUUUUGAAUACUACAUAUCCCAUCAUUAUUCCAAGGCUUUCGAAUCGGCAUUCGGUGGUGUUACUUGUUUACCUGGUUGCUUCUGCAUGUACCGUAUCAAGGCUCCCAAGAAUGGUGCAUGGGUGCCAAUUUUGGCUAAUCCUGAUAUUGUGCUCGAGUAUAACCAAAAUGUAGUCACCACACUGCAUGCCAAAAACCUUUUGUUGCUUGGAGAAGAUCGUUUCUUAUCCACACUGAUGCUACGUACAUUCCCCAAGAGACAAAUGAUGUUCGUUCCUCAGGCUAAAUGCAAGACUGUGGUUCCAAAUACUUUCUCAGUGUUACUCUCACAACGCCGCCGAUGGAUUAAUUCAACUGUGCAUAACCUUAUGGAGCUGGUUCUGGUUUCUGAUCUUUGUGGUAUCGCUUGCUUAUCCAUGCAGUUUGUCGUAACCAUUGAUUUGAUUGGUACCAUUGUGUUGCCGGCUGCUAUCUGUUUCACUAUCUAUCUCAUCGUCAUCACCUGUGUCAACUACAAAAAUCCUCAAUUCCAAGCUCUCUUCUUGCUUGCAGCUAUUCUUGGUUUACCAGCACUGCUUAUUGUCAUUACUACACGCAAGGUGGUCUACAUUGGCUGGAUGGUGAUAUAUCUUUUCGCCCUUCCCAUUUGGAAUUUUGUACUUCCAGUUUACUCGUUCUGGCAUUUUGAUGACUUCACUUGGGGUCAAACUCGCAAAGUGGCUGGAGAAAAGAAGGAAAGACAUGGUGUUGCUGAUGGUGAAUUUGAUUCCUCACAAAUCACCAUGAAGAAGUGGGAAGACUGGGAACGAGAAAGACUUGGUAGAAGAAAGAUUGGUAUACAUGGACCUCAUCGUAACAGUCUCAUCACGCCUACAAUUAGCCCAAUUCCUGGCCUUGAUAAUAAGGGUGUGAUUCAAGAUGCCUAUGGUGAUCGAAGGAUGUUUGGUACCGCUUCCCGAAGUAUGCUUACUAGUCCCAUAAGCUAUCGGCCAUCUUCCAUUGUCAAUGCGCCACCGAGUCCACGCCAGGGACCGGUAGCUACAGGACCUCGAUAUUCACAACCUCAGCCUGGUGGCGGAUCUCCGUAUCUCACCGCAACAACAGUCUCUCCACAAGCUCCUAUAGCACAUCGUCUAUCUACACCUAAUAUAGAAGAGGUAAGCUGGAGGUUGAAGUAG